Molecule: messenger RNA, 2322 nt
Organism: Colletotrichum chrysophilum
Lineage: Eukaryota; Fungi; Ascomycota; Sordariomycetes; Glomerellales; Glomerellaceae
Exons: 3
Coding region: 1-2322 (773 amino acids)
Biological process (GO): glucan catabolic process
Molecular function (GO): beta-glucosidase activity
Source: RefSeq, a predicted model, not a curated record
AUGGGCGCUACCUUCGACACCGAACUGAUGCAUUCUGUAGGCGAGAUACUCGCAGCCGAAGCCAAAGAGAAGGCCUGUCAUGUUAUCCUAGCCCCUACUGUCUGUCUACAAAGGUCUCCGCUCAUCGGUCGUGGCUUUGAAGCUUUCGCUGAGGACCCAUUCCUGAGCGGCACCUUGGCGUCUGCAUACAUCAGCGGCGUGCAGACAAACGGUGUGGGGGUUAGCAUCAAGCACUAUGCCGCCCAUGACCAGUCUACUAUGUCUAUUGAAGACUCAAUCAGAGUUUCGGAGCGAACGCUGCGUGAGAUGCAUCUCCUACCCUUCCAGAUUACCGUCAAAAACGCGAACCCGUGGUGCUUCAUGACGGCGUACCAUAGGAUUAACGGUACUCAUGCGAGCGAGGAUCCAUGGCUCUUGGGGGACAUCCUUCGCAAGGAGUGGGGAUGGGAUGGACUUAUCAUGAGUGACUGGUUCGGGACGUACAGCACCUCUGAGGCUGUGAAUGCCGGGCUUGAUCUUGAGAUGCCCGGGCCAGCAAGGUGGAGGGGCGAAUUGCUCACGUGGGCCGUUUUGUGCCGCAAGGUCAAGGAGGCAACCAUUGAUGAGCGGGUCCGAAGUCUGUUGAAUCUGAUCAACAAGGUUCAGCCAGCACUGAAGCAUCGGCGCGACGAGCGUAUACAAGGUGAUACUGAAGAGAAACGGCGGGUGUGCAGGAAGGUGGCAAACGACUCAAUAGUUCUGUUGAAGAACGAACGGUCUGUGCUGCCCCUCAAUCCGUCUUCCGAGCAGAUCUUUGGUCUAAUUGGACCUGCUGUUCGGUUGCCUGCCGUAAGUGGUGGUGGAUCAGCGGACUUAGUACCGUACUAUGUCAGUACACCGUUGGAUGCUAUUGUUGACAUCGUAGGGGAGGGAAGAGUGAAGACAGCUAUAGGAUGCCAUGGCCAUCUCUUCACACCUCUUCUAUCGUCCAAAGUGACUGUUCCUGGUACAAAUCAGCCUGGUUACAUCCUUGAUUGGUUUGAAGAGAACUUUGAAGAGAACCCAGAUGCAACGCCUGUGUACACUACAACGACGACACAGGCGCAGAUGUACUUCGCCGAUAGUCUUCCAAAGGACGUCCCCAGCGCGUACUGGUUGCGUGUGAAGACGUGCUUGACUGCCACAAAGACGGCAAAAGUCCAACUCGGACUUUGCGUUAUAGGAAAGGGAAGACUGUAUGUCGACGGAAAGCAAGUCAUCGAUCUUUUCACCAGCCAACCCAAGAAGAUGAUGCAUACACCUAUGUUCAACCAAGCAAGCAUGGAACUGACUGCAGACGUUGAAGUUGAGGCCGGAAAAGCUUAUGAAGUCUGCGUAGUGCUUCGAAACGAAGCCGCAAUUCCCGGGGUUGGUGCUCUCAGUGCAGGUGGAUUGAGGAUCGGCUGCUGUGAGAAGAUUGACAAGGAGCAGGCUUUGGAUGAAGCUGUGAGACUGGCAAAGUCCGUCGACAUACCCAUCGUGAUAGCUGGACUAAAUGCAGACUAUGAGAGUGAGGCCGUUGAUCGGAAGUCUCUUGACUUGCCGCCGGGGAUCGAUGAGUUGAUUGAGCGGGUUGUUGCGGCAAACCCCAACACUAUUAUUGUAACUCAGUCCGAAUGUCCCAUAGCUAUGCCCUGGAUCGAGAAAGGUGCAACUCUUGUACACGCCUGGUUUGGCGGCCAGGAGACAGGAAAUGCCAUGGCCGACAUUCUGUUUGGUAAGGUCAACCCCAGCGGCCGUCUAUCAGUGACCUUUCCAAAGCGUAUUGAGGAUACACCGGCUUUCUUGACCUUUGGAAAAGGCCAGAGGGAGAUCAUGUAUGGCGAGGGCGUGUUCAUCGGUUACCGAUACUAUGAGAAGGUCAAGACGCACCCGCUGUUUUACUUCGGUUAUGGCCUGUCGUACACAACUUUCGAAUAUUCCAACCUGCAGGUGCCGAAGAAGGUUCGCUUCGAUAACUGUAGUGCGAUGUCAUUUGAGGUUAUCGUCGACGUGCGCAAUACUGGACUUCGAGAUGGUUCAGAGACUGUUCAGAUAUACGUUCAAGAUAUCGAGACAGUGUUUGACCGUCCUCGGAAAGAGUUGAAGGGAUUUACUAAAGUCUGGGUUGCGAAUGGAGACACAGUCACUGCCAAGGUCACUCUUGACAAGUAUGCGUUGUCAUAUUGGAACGAAGAGUUGGAGCAGUGGCUGGCUGGGAGAGGAACAUUUCGCAUCAUCGUUUCCAAGAGUGCCGACCCAGAAGACGAAGUGCUGAGCGCUGAAAUUGAACUUGAGGAAGACUUUAGGUGGCAAGGUCUUUGA